UACUCAAAAUACCUAUCGAACCAUCGUGUACAAUGUUCCAGCACUGAUAGCUCUUAACACAAACAGCUACGUCAACAACAUUAAAAUGAAUGAGUCGGAAAUACCAAUUGACAUUCAUACGUUGAAGCUCCAGGAUUGGCUUGUGAGCAGGCGUAUUGUUCCGAAAAAUAUUCAAGCCGCGCUCAAGGACAUACACUCAAAGAUCAGCAAUGCUCUGCAAGACAUGCCCGCCAAUGAUCAGUUGAUCAAAUUGUUAUCUGGUUCAAAUAUAAACUAUUUGCACGUCAAGGAGAUAAUCGAAAUACUCAAGCAAACUGAAAAGGAUACCAAAAGCGUCUUUGGCACCUAUGGCAGUCAGCGCAUGAAAGACUGGCAGGAAGUUUGCCGUCUGUAUGAGAAGAACGCCACGUACCUCGCGGAGACUGCGCAGAUAUAUGUGCGCAAUGUAAACUACGAAAUACCUGGAGUACGAAAGCAGAUGCUCAAACUUGAGCAGCAAAUUGAUGAGUCCUUGAAGCGCGCCCACGACCUCAAUAAGCCAGAGGCACAGCUGCUCGCAGAGCAUGCCGCCUUGCUGGAACAGUUGGGCGUAAAGGGCGAGAACUUGCAUUCGGAAUUCAUUGAAGUGCUGGCAGGACUACCGGAUCUGUACGCCAAGUCCUUGCAGGACAUUGGUAGAGUGCAAGCAGGCAUCGAUUUAUAUGCCCAAUUCAGUGGACAGCAACAAUGUUUGCCCAUUCUGCGUCAUUUGGUGGAGCAUGGAAACACUACAGUCUAUCAGUACAUUCACAAGGAAGCACCUCUGGCCAUUGAGGAACCAGAGCUGCGUCUCAACUUCAGCGGCUCGAAUUCGAGCAAAGAAACCGAGGGCAAUGAAAUUGACUUUGGUACUGACGACAAUGGAGGAACAUCCUCGACAGUCUCAGCGGAAAUGAUUGACUAUGGCGACUUCCAGGAAACCGACGGCGCCAACAUAGAUUGGGGCAUUGAAAGUGCGCCAACAAAUGCCGUCGAGAUCAACUUUGACAUACCUGUCGAGGAGUACGGCAUUGUGGUUGAGGGCACCGGCAUGGAUGGUGGCACAGCUAAAGGUGAUCAGGCCUACACGCUGCUGGACUCGCCCAACUAUCGGGAUCGUUUUCUGGACGAGAUACACGAGCUGGAGGCAUUUUUGCGUAUGCGCCUCUAUGAGCUGAACCACUUGGAUUCGUCCAGUAACAUUAUGUUCUCACUGAUGGACAACAUCUCGACCCACGACAGCGAGAGCAUUACCAAAAUAUUAAGCGAUGUUGAGAAGAUCAUACAAAAGACCUCGGAUGAGCAGACGCGUCACCUCUUCCAACUGAAACACUCACCCAAAUAUGCCGAUUUGCUGACCAGCAAACUGCAGCAGAUGACGAAAGCCGUGGAGAAGCUACGCACGACUCGCGAGGUGCUGAAGCAGCGUGCCGUCGAGCUGCGCGAGCAGCGCCAGCAAUUGAAUCCAGUCUUGGACGAACUGAUAGCACAGACCCGAGCGUUACAGACCUAUAUUGAAAAGGAUAUUUCCAAGCGUUACAAGAAUCGCGUUGUGAAUCUAAUUGGCGGCGUAAAUUAGAUGUGUGGCCAUAAAUGUUUCUGUACAGUUUUGAAUAGGGUAUAUGUUUGUGAAGCUAUGGAAAAGUGCAAAUAAAAUGUUGAAAAUUAAAUUUUUGUAA
Drosophila arizonae is the source of this 1697-nucleotide messenger RNA. Its product is annotated as CDK5RAP3 protein homolog. The record is from RefSeq and is a predicted model, not a curated record. Gene Ontology annotation, cellular component: endomembrane system. Gene Ontology annotation, biological process: regulation of mitotic cell cycle. NCBI's taxonomy places the organism in Eukaryota, Metazoa, Arthropoda, Insecta, Diptera, Drosophilidae.